AUGAAUGAAAUUUACGGCACCUGUGACCCUGCCCUAGACUCUGUUCGCAAUCUGCUCCAACAGAGAAUCGACUCGGGGGAUGAACUAGGUGUAUCCCUCUGUGUGAAUUUUGAUGGAAAAAAUGUACUCGACCUAUGGGGUGGCUACGCAGACGUGGCCCGGACUCGGCCUUGGCAUAAAGAUACGAUCACAGUGGUUUGGUCGUGCUCUAAGGUUGUCACCAACUUAGCAGCUCUUAUUCUUAUCGAUCGUGGUCUUCUUGAUAUGAAUGAGAAGGUGGCUACGUAUUGGCCGGAGUUUGGAGCCAACGGAAAAGAGAAUGUUAAAGUGUCCCACAUUCUCAGUCACUCUUCUGGGGUCCCCGCAUGGGAGCUUCCUAUAACUCUCGAAGAAAUCUAUAUCACAAAGAAGGCUACCGAGAAGCUUGCUGCACAGGCCCCGUGGUGGAUUCCGGGUGAGAGUAGCGGAUAUCAUCUCACAAAUCAAGGCCACCUUGUUGGCGAAAUCAUUCGACGAAUAACGGGCAAGCCGCUUGAACAGUUCGUGGCCGAGGAAAUCGCAGGUCCCUUGGGUGCUGAUUUUCAGUACGGAGUACCAGAAGAAUAUUGGUCACGCACAGCGGAUAUCAUCCCACCUCCAGCGCUCCCGUUCGGCGAGAUAGAUCCGCAAAGUAUUACGGCAAAGGCGAUCGCGGGCUCGCCUUUUCCUGCUGAGGCUUCUAUGACUCCGGGGUUUAGAAAAACCGUGUCCGGUGCAAAUAAUGGAUUUUCCAAUGCGCGCGCAUUAGCCCGAAUUGGUUCUGUUGUGUCUCUAGAUGGUAUUCUCGACGAGAAUAAGCGCAUCAUCUCAGCCAGUACAGUUGAGAAAAUGCUCACGGAGCAGAUAAAGGGAACAGAUCUUGUCACCUCUGGUUUUCUGCGAUUUGGUCUUGGUGUUGCUCUGCCAGCACUGCAAACUUGUGCCUGGAUUCCUGAGGGACGAAUUGGCUUCUGGGGAGGCUGGGGAGGAUCAAUGAUCAUCAUGGACCGUGACCGACGCAUGACUAUCGCCUACGUGAUGAACAAUAUGUCUGGCAGUGGUACUCUGGGCAAUGACAACACCGAAGCCUAUGUCAGAGAGAUUUAUAGGGUCCUUGACGGGCUGUGCUCCUCGUCCGCAUAG
Penicillium cinerascens is the source of this 1161-nucleotide messenger RNA. RefSeq names its product serine hydrolase domain-containing protein. Lineage: Eukaryota; Fungi; Ascomycota; Eurotiomycetes; Eurotiales; Aspergillaceae. The coding region runs from base 1 to 1161 and encodes 386 amino acids. The transcript has a single exon. The record is from RefSeq and is a predicted model, not a curated record.